AUUUUCCAUAUGCCUGAGAUUGUUUCCAAAAUCAUUUCAUAUGUUGACUGUUCAUCAUCAGUACCUCAUGAAGCCUCCCCAAUCAGAAGAAGACCAUUAUCUUACCAACAUGCAUUACUGAUUUAUAAAGAUGAACGUAAAGCGCUGAAAGUUUGGAGAGAUGCUUGUGAAUCAAGUUUACAAAAUGAUGGGAACCCACAGACUAAUAACUUAUCAAAAACUUCAAAUAGUUUAUACAAUUGUCUUUUGGUUAAUAAACUUUGGUAUAGAGUAACUCUGGAAGUUGCUUCUAUCAAAUUAUUCUUUUCAGAUGAAAGAAAAUGGUCAAGCUUUGUUGAAAAAACCAAAAGAACUAAACCACAAAGAACAGUUUCAAAUACUUCAUUAUUCAUCAUGCAUAAGCUAACUAAGGCAAAGCAACAAGAUUUGGAAAUAGUGGCUCCUUCAAUUAGUGGUGGUUUAGAAUGGGUUGAAAUGUAUAUAUGUCCUAAAGUUUUACCACCUCCAAUAAUGUUGACAGGCUCAUUGUUGAAAAAAUUAGUUUUACCAGGCUCAAGAAUGGUCAAUGAUGAUUUCCUUAAGUUAGUUGCCAAAAAUUGUCCAAAGCUAGAAAUUUUAGACCUAAGAGCUUGUGAGUUGGUUUCUGAUCAAGGUAUUUGUUUGAUUGCACAAUAUUGUCCAAAAUUGAUUAAUUUGAAUUUAGGUCGUCAUUCAAAUGGUGACUUGAUAACAGAUGAUUCAUUAGCUGUUUUGUCAAGAAAUACCAAAAUUGAAACCUUAGGUCUUGCUGGUUGUUCAAUUACUGAUCGUGGUGUUUGGGAUUUAGCUUAUUAUUGCAGUGAUUCCAUAUCAAGACUCUCUUUGAAUAAUUGUGUCCAGUUAACAAAUAAUUCGUUACCAAGAAUCAUUAGAGAUGGUUAUCUUUCUAAAUUAGCUGUCUUAGAAAUUAGAAACAUUUUAAAUUUUACAGAUUUUAAACCAUUGAUUAAUUUUAAAAAAAUAAAAGAGGUGAAUGGUCACAAUAUCUUGAUUGAAGGUUGUGAAAUUUUGGAAUAUAGAAUGAGAGAAGAAGAAUGGAGAUUUGAAAUGAAGAAAUCUGCAAAAAUUUUGAACGAUAUUUUAAUUUGGGCUAACGAUUCUAAUGAUGGUGAUGUACCAUAUUCUCAAAUUAUGACAUCUUAUAGA
This is a messenger RNA of Hansenula anomala, 1185 nucleotides long. It is a transcript of the gene AMN1, whose product is annotated as Amn1p. Gene Ontology annotation, cellular component: SCF ubiquitin ligase complex. The transcript has a single exon. The record is from RefSeq and is a predicted model, not a curated record. Gene Ontology annotation, biological process: SCF-dependent proteasomal ubiquitin-dependent protein catabolic process. NCBI's taxonomy places the organism in Eukaryota, Fungi, Ascomycota, Saccharomycetes, Phaffomycetales, Wickerhamomycetaceae. The annotation marks the transcript as partial.